AUGAAAUUGCUUCCUAUCUUUCUGCUUCUCAGCAGCAUCUUCGCGUUACCUACGUGUGACGACAAAAUCUAUAAGAGUUUGUGCGGGUUGUACGGGUACCACAUUCCGUUUCUGAAGGUUGACUUUGAGGAAGUAGAGGAAACAUGCAAGAGCGUGGAACACGAAAAAGGCGACGAAACCUCAAAAGAACCUUGUGCAGCACUCAAGAAACUUGACAACAAGACCAAGGAAGAUGUGAAAAAGAAGCUGGAGAAGCUCACAUGGAUGCAAGCCUGCUUCAAGUUCUGCGAGCACAGGUUUUGUAUUUUUCCAAUAGUUGAACGUCUC
Messenger RNA from Cylicocyclus nassatus, 327 nucleotides. Lineage: Eukaryota; Metazoa; Nematoda; Chromadorea; Rhabditida; Strongylidae. The record is from the annotation of a GenBank genome assembly.